Messenger RNA from Dichotomopilus funicola, 2958 nucleotides. RefSeq names its product P-loop containing nucleoside triphosphate hydrolase protein. The record is from RefSeq and is a predicted model, not a curated record. Gene Ontology annotation, biological process: mRNA splicing, via spliceosome. The coding region runs from base 1 to 2958 and encodes 985 amino acids. Gene Ontology annotation, cellular component: U2-type catalytic step 2 spliceosome; U4/U6 x U5 tri-snRNP complex; cytosol. Gene Ontology annotation, molecular function: GTP binding; U5 snRNA binding; GTPase activity. The transcript has 5 exons. NCBI's taxonomy places the organism in Eukaryota, Fungi, Ascomycota, Sordariomycetes, Sordariales, Chaetomiaceae.
AUGGAUGACGAUUUAUACGACGAGUUUGGAAACUUCAUCGGCGAGGAGGUCGAGGCCUCGGAGGAAGAAUCCGAACAUGGCGUCGACGUCGGCAAUUACGCCUAUGAUGACUACUCCGAGGCUGCCCCAGAAGCACCCGAAGAGCACAUGGAUGUUGAUGAUGAAGGACCUUCGAAUGCAGUGAUCCUCCACGAAGACAAACAAUAUUAUCCGACAGCGGCACAGGUGUACGGGGAAGGUGUUGAAACAUUGGUGGAAGAGGAGGAUGCCCAGCCUUUGACGCAGCCGAUUAUUGCGCCGGUAGAGCAGAAGAAGUUCAACAUCGAGGAGGCCGACCUUCCACCCGUCUACUUCGACCGCGGUUUCAUGACCGAUCUCAUGAACUUCCCAGACCAGAUCCGGAACGUCGCGUUAGCCGGGCACCUGCACCAUGGAAAGACGGCCUUUAUGGAUAUGCUAGUUUUGGAGACACACGCAAUCACCGACCGGCUUGACAAACGGACGGGGAAGAAGCGGGACGAGCAACUCCGCUACACAGACAUUCAUACCAUUGAACGGGACCGCGGGUUGUCGAUCAAGGCCGCACCGAUGACUGUGGUUCUCCCCAGCACAAAAGGGAAAUCACAUUUGGUCAACGUCAUUGACACACCAGGUCAUGUGGAUUUCGUCGACGAGGUGGCCGCUUCCUUCCGCCUCGUGGAUGGUGUGUGUCUGGUGGUGGACGUCGUGGAGGGGGUGCAGGUCAACACAGAGCAGAUCAUCAAGCAUGCGGUGCUUGAGGAUAUUCCGCUCACACUAAUUGUCAACAAGAUGGAUCGGUUAAUACUCGAACUCAAGCUGCCACCAAACGAUGCCUACUACAAACUCAAGCAUGUCAUCGAGGAGGUCAACAAGGUCAUUGAGGACACGAUUCCUGGUCGAGGGUCAGAGAAGAGGAUAAGCCCCGAAAAGGGUAAUGUUCUUUUUGCUUGCACCUCUAUGGGGUGGUGCUUCACUUUGGCAUCAUUUGCCAAGAUGUACUCGGACAGCUUUGGCGGUGUCAACAUUGAUGAGUUUGCUCGGCGAUUAUGGGGCGAUGUCUACUUCAACCCGCGAAGAAGGAGUUUCACCAGGAAACCCGUUGAACCGGAAGCGAAGCGGUCGUUCGUCAAUUUCAUUCUAGAGCCGAUAUACAAGCUUUACUCGCACACAAUCAGCGAGAGCCCAGAGGACUUGAAGGAGACGUUAGCGAAGCUUGGAAUCCAGCUUAAGCCAUCCCAGCUCAGGUCUGACCCCAAGGACCUUCUCAAACUAGUCUGCGAAAAGUUCUUCGGACCGUCGACUGGAUUUGUGGAUAUGGUCUGCCAGCACAUUCCUUCGCCAGUUGAAGCCGCCGAGAAGAAACUAGCACAGUACUACACCGGCCCGCUUGACACCAAGGUGGCCGAGUCAAUGAAGACGUGCGACCAAAAUGGUCCUUUGGUCAUCUAUGUAACGAAGCUCUUCAACACAUCAGACGCCAAAAGCUUCUACUCGUUCGGCCGUGUGAUGAGUGGCAUCGUGAAGCCUGGCACGGAAGUCCGGGUGCUUGGUGAGGGGUACUCAAUUGACGACGAGGAAGACAUGGCCCUGGGGAGGGUAUCUGACGUUUUCAUUGCGGAAACACGAUACAAUAUUCCGACGGACGGUAUUCCCGCGGGCAAUUGGGUGCUUCUGGGUGGUGUUGACAACUCUAUUGUCAAGACGGCUACCAUCGUCGAGAAGAAAUUCGAGGACGACGAGGAUGCUUAUAUCUUCAAGCCUUUAUCACACUUCACUGAGUCUGUCUUGAAGGUUGCUGUCGAGCCGAUCAACCCAUCAGAACUGCCCAAGAUGCUUGACGGCAUCAGAAAGAUCAACAAAAGCUACCCUUUGAUUUCCACAAAGGUGGAGGAGUCUGGCGAGCAUAUCGUUCUUGGUACGGGUGAGCUCUACAUGGACUGUGUGCUCCACGACCUGCGGCGGCUCUACGCCGACAUGGAGGUCAGAGUGUCGGAUCCUGUUGUUCGCUUUUGUGAGACAGUCCAAGACAUGUCGGCGACCAAGUGUUACGCCAUCACACCCAACAAGAAAAAUACCAUCACCAUGGCCGCGGAGCCACUGGACGACGGGAUCGCCAAGGAUAUUGAGUCUGGGGCGGUCCGGAUACGCGAUCCCGUGCGCAAAACGGCCAAGUUUUUCCAGGAAAAGUAUGGCUGGGAUAUGCUCGCGGCCAGGAGCAUAUGGGCCUUUGGUCCCGAUGAGAUGGGGCCAAACAUUUUGCAGGACGACACACUACCAACAGAGGUCGACAAGAAACGGCUAAACACGGUCAAGGAAACGAUCCGCCAAGGGUUCAGUUGGGCGACCCGAGAAGGGCCCCUCUGCGAGGAACCCAUCCGCAACACCAAAUUCCGCCUCAUCGAUGUCGCGCUCGCGCAGGAGGCCAUCUUCCGUGGGGGUGGCCAAAUCAUUCCAACUGCGCGGCGAGCGUGCUAUUCAUCGUUCCUCAUGGCCUCUCCGCGGCUCAUGGAACCCAUGUACUCCGUUUCCAUGACCGCACCGCAGGACGCCGUCAGUACUGUGUACAACAUCCUAGCACGGCGGCGCGGCCACGUGCUGUCCGAUGGCCCAAUCGCUGGCACGCCGCUGUACCGUGUGGACGGCCUGCUCCCCGUAAUCGACUCCUUCGGUUUCGAGACUGACCUACGCAUCAACACCCCCGGCCGCGCCAUGGUUUCGCUCGUCUUCGACCGCUGGAACAUUGUCCCUGGUGAUCCGCUCGACCGCGAGGUGGUGACGCGCCCUCUGCAAAUGGCUACCCCACUAGCCACGGCUCGGGACUUUGUCCUUAAGACAAGACGCAGAAAGGGAUUGAGCGAGGAUGUCACCGUGGCCAAGUUCCUUGAGGCCGAGUUUUACCAGAAGCUAGUUGAGGACGGGACGCUAGAUGGCGCGUAA